This is a messenger RNA of Parasteatoda tepidariorum (common house spider), 4690 nucleotides long. RefSeq lists its product as uncharacterized. Lineage: Eukaryota; Metazoa; Arthropoda; Arachnida; Araneae; Theridiidae. Gene Ontology annotation, biological process: cell differentiation. The record is from RefSeq and is a predicted model, not a curated record.
AGUACAUAAUCCUUUGAGCAGAAAUGUGAGAACAUUAUGGAUUCUAGUAAGCAAAACCGUAAGAAUAUUCUAGUUAAAAUAGCAUUAAACGGAGAACAUUAACAAUAAACUUGAUGAGUAAGCGUUUCUAAAAUUCGAAUCAAACACGAAGACAGAGAAAAAAACAGCUUCGAAGAGAAAGGACAUUCCAGUCAAAGUGAACUUUGCCCUUCCAACAUGGAAAUCUGCUUUCAUUGUUAUUACCUGAGAGGUAGCAGGAAGUGGAACUUGCUCAGAUCACUUUUUGGGACUUUUUCAACGUGUCUGGUAGAUGAAAGGCAGGUGGUGCGCGUAGCAGAUGUUUAGAAUGUAAACACGCGAAAAGUGGGAACUUUGAAUUGAUUGGAAAACGUCUCUUUAAAAGUGCUAAUUUGCAAAAAAAUGGAUUGUGCAUUACUCUAGUUUUCCUCAAGGAUUUAUUUGCGUAAUCACUAGGAUAACGAUUUCAUAAUUUUGAAGAAAUCAUUGAAAAACAAACCCAGAAACACGUGUUAUUGAAAGUUUAGAUCUCGUUGACUGAACAAGCUUGACUAAUAACAUCGAAUUCAUUUGGGCUGGAAAGAUUAAGAAUGCAUUCUGAGAUUUUACGAUGAAGAUUGUUUUAAAUAUGAUAAGUAUAAUUUAAAUUUAACUAGUGAAAACCUGAAAAAAAAGUUUCUGCGUUUUUUUAAUUUUAAUACUUGAAAUUAUUUUGAUCUUAAAAUAACUUUUGGUUUUGUCUUCUGAACUGUUUGGACUUUAAGAUUUUGAAAUUAAAGCUUUAGCGAUGUUUGUUUCUCAACAAUGCCUUUUUAUAAAUGUAUAAUAAAUAAUGGCUCUAAACAAGAAGAUGAGAAAUCUGAAUUACGCUCAAAAACAGAAAAUCUAGACGUUUAUUUGUCUGCUAAUAAGCGAAUGGUUAAUGCCAUUCGCCAUAUACUACAACUUGCUAGAGUAGCGGACAAUAUUUUUAGUGGAAUCAAUGUAGAAUGCAGACAUUUGAUCAAGAGGACUACUCAUUUGACAACUAAAAUACAAAACUGCCAAAACAUUAUUGACAAACUGGAUGCCAAAACAGUUAAAAUUCCUUCCUCCUCUUUAAGUGAAAAUCAUGAAGUAAGAAAUCUUUACAAAAGUUGCGAUGAAAAAGAUUUUGGUCGUUCUCCUAUUUUUCGCACUUUACCACGUCCCUCGGAAGUUGAACAUCUUCGUCAUCUAGCGAACGGACCUUCGCCCUCAGCACAUAUCCCUUGUAGCAAUGUAGUCCUUGAAACAGAUGGUGACCCUACUUGCACUAGUUCAGAGACUACGCACAUCUAUUACAAGCCUUUACAGAUGCCAUCAAGUGUAGUACCUAUUGAUGUUAGUGGACAAUCCUUCAGCAGAAUGGCUAGUUUCAGAAGAUCCCUCAUUCAUGUGGAUUUCUUUAUAAGGCGGAAAAGAAAAGACAAACGAAGAAAUACCGUUGCUGAAGGAGACACAAAAGAACUGAAAAAUGCACUUCAAAAUAUCAUCAAUGAAGAACAUAACAUUGUACCAAAUGAUACUUUUUCAAAAAAGUUGACUUCUAAUAGCAUUUUUAAACCAGCAGUGAGAAAUGACAUCAAAAAAGUUACCAUUCAAGAAACAAAUAAUAAUUUUCCUAAAGAUAUUACAUUUAGUAAAGAUAAUACUGAGAAAAGAAACUGUUGUCCAGAACAAGACAAAGUCUUAAAAAAUGGCAGUAUGAAAUAUGAAAUAAAAAAUAACCAUCAUUCUGAUAGUGUGAUUAAUAAAAGAAAACCAAAAAGUAAUCUACCAAUCUCAACCAUAUCUGCCGCAAUGAAUGUUGCGGUUGAGAUGAGGCAGCUGAGUGGAAUAGAGGAUUCCAGUAGUAAUCAGAGUUAUAGCAGUGAUCAAAACUCUUCAGAUUGUGAUAAGGAAAAGGAACAUUCUACUAUCACUGGAGAAGAUUCUGGAUUUUCUGAUAAUUUUAAAAACAGGUCAAAAAAUAAUUGCAAAGUUUCAAAUCCGAAGGUUACAAUCGGAAACAAAGAUACAGAAGGUUUUAGCUCCGCCUCUUCCAAUGCUACUUCCUUGGAGUCAGAUGAUUUUCUAAUGAGCAGCGAUGAAGAUUCUUCAGAACUGAUGGUUCAGAAAUAUGGCUCAUCAACAUCACUAAGUACUCUAAGUGAUGGCAGCUUAAACAGUCUUUUAUCACAGACUGGCACUGAAAUGCAUUCCAGCACAGGGACAUUAACUAGUAUUGGGCAGGAAAGGUUUCCUACACCACCUCCACCUCCUUUUGUUAUUGUAGUUCCUAAGAAAGAAUUAAUUAGCAAUACAACUCCAAUUUUUUCAACAACUAAUGUAAAUUCAAAGAAUCUGUCUUCAAAACCAUCACCAAACCAUGAAACGUCUUCCAGAAUAAGCAAGAAGGUAAUUUCCCCCAAAAAAUCAUCAAAAUCUGAUAAACUUCAACAAAGAAAAAGCUCAAUAGAAAGCAACAAAAGCAUUUUUACAUCUUUGGUUAACAAGAAAUCUCAAACUAAAGGCAUGAGUUUACAUUCUAAAUCGACGAUGACUCCGCCUUGUUUUGAUAUGUAUGGAAGUAAUUCUCCUCAAAAGAUAUCUUGGUCUUCAAAGUUUGUGAAAGAAAACUUACAACCAUUGGCAGGGACAGAGCCAAAAUCUUACCUUCAAUCAUUUUUACCCAGCAAUAAUCCAAAACCUGGCACCCACAUAGGUAAUAAAAAUAAGGUAAUAGACAAUGUUCAUAGAGAAAUAACUGAAAUUUCUACAGCUAACAUUUCCAACACCAAUUUGGACAAUUUUUCUCAAAAAAAUGAUACAGAAAUACCACUGAAAUAUGCUCAUCAUGUUGUUGUAACUCCUAUAUCCAGGCAAGAUGAAGAUAAUAAAAAUCUCAGUAAAAAAUCUCUAUUAGCAAAUUAUGAUAAAGGACCUGAGCAAGAAAAUGAAACUAUAUUAAAAUCGCACUAUUUUAGUCAACCUAGGAGUAGAAAUAUAGAAAAUGUUACUCACAGUUCCCAAAAACUUCAACGACCAAAAACAUUACAAACUGGGCAAAAAACAGCAGCUCGAGUUGUUCUUGAUCCAGAGGGAAAAGUUAUUUAUAGUACAAAUUCUCUUGAUCGCCGUUUUUCUUACAAAUAUCCUAAUGAACAUCCUACAAGAAAUAGGAAUGAAAAAUGUAUACCUUCCCAAUCCUCUAUUAAUAUGUCUAAAAAUACUAAAUGUAACUUUAAACCUCACACGUGUUAUCCACCAAAAAACUCCUUCAUCCAAAAAAUGACAAAUGAUAAUCUUUCUUAUUGUGAUAAAAAUAUUAGUAAAGUAAACAACAUCAGUACUUUCUCUAAUAUUCAUCUAAGUAAUGAUAAUUCAGGAUUGCCUGGAAUUCCAUUACAAAUUUCAAGUGCAGGUCAGCAGAUUUAUUUCCAUAGUGAAACAGAAAGUCCUAUUUUUACAAAUGAGUCAAAAAUUAAAAGCUUCAAUUCUUCUGAAUCGAGCACUCUCUCAAAAACAACACCCCCAUCUUAUGAAGAAGCUGUUGGUAGACAUUGUCCACAUAUUGUAAUCGCUGAUCCGAAUAUAUCGGGGCUACCGAAAAUCAAAACUAUGCUAACAGAAGAAAACAUAAACUUGCAUUUAGAAAAUAUAGAGAGAUUAAAUAAAAUGCAUUUAGAAUCUAUUGCAGACUCAUAUAAAUCUUUGAUAUCCCCUCAAACAAACUCAUCCAAUCCUUUGGACAAUAACCUAAGCAAGCUUCAAAAAAGUACCAUGUCUACUGAAGAUUUAUUUGCCGUGAUACACGAUUGUAAAAAACGAAUGAACAUAAAAACAGACUCUGACAUUUCUUUAGGUUCUUCUUCUCGUUCAACCUCACCAUCCAUCUUUAAACCGAAUCAAACGAAAGGUAUUCUUGCAGAAACUGGAUAUCUGUCCCCGAGGAACUCAUCCAAUUUCAAUGACUGUAGGAACCGGCGAAGUUGGGCUGACUUUAGACCAUCAAGUAGUUCCCCUAAUGAAAGAAAAUCUCUAGCAAGUGAUAGACUUGGACGUACAAAACCAACCAGCAUGCAUGACUUUAAGAUGUUGCUUUUAGAAGCUAGAAGCAGUACACAGACUUCUGGCCCACGAAAAUCUGCAGUUGAAAUGCUGAAAGUUUUUCCAUUUCCAAAAUCGCCAGAUAGUGAAGUUUCACCUUUAUCCAGUUCUCCUCAUUAUACACAGUCAUUUUCUGUUCAAAGUUCACCAACAUCACCCUCAUAUAUUCAUAAUGGACAUUCAACUGUGCCUUUGAAAAGACACAAUAAUCGGGCAUGUAGCUCAUUACAAUCACGCUACACAUUGUACCCACCAAUAUUUGAAGACUGUUCUGAAGAAGCAGAAAUCAAAAGUGAAAAUGCAACAAAAUCACUUAAUUAAAAAACUGUAUAAAAAUAUUUGUUGAAACCUCAAGUUUUGGUGAUAUUUGUUGAAAAAGAGGUGAUAUUUGUUGAGCUACUGCUGUACAUAAAAAUUCAUCUGACUUUUGUUAAUCCUUGAAAAUUAUUUCUUUUUUUUUAUAUUAAAAAAAAAACAUCUAUGAUAGGUGAUAUGUAUCAAACUCUGCUUAGUGAGAAAUAGUUUUAUCUAGAUAUGAGAUGAAUAAAAUUUUUACAAGUGA